AGAGACCUUUUCCCAUGGUGCUGAUUAGUCAGGUCUCAGCAGAAUCCCAAACAUACCUCACCUACCUGGGGAGCUCACAAGUGAUAGAGGCAGGUGAACGAGUGAAGAGUUAAUUCACACUUUAAAGAGCAGCAAAGACCAUCUUGCCAUGAAACCAUUCACAGAUGAAGAUGUAGAAAUCUACAUCCAGAGCAAGGUGGAACGGCGACAUUACCUAGUUUCCAAAGCAGUGGAGGAGGUGCAGAAAGUUAUCCAGCAGCUGACUGCAGAAAUCAGCUACAAGGCUGUGCGAUUCCAGGCUAUCUCCAAUUCUGGCAUUCACAAUGAGAACAUUAAGGUCUUAGCACCCAGCCAUUUCCUCAUCACAGUUCCUCUGCGUGGCCUGACCGGUUACAGGGAAUCCCAGGUGCGGCACUGGCGCUAUUAUACUGUGAAUGGAGCCAAGCUCCUUUCCUCCGUGCGGGACCCUGAGGAAUUGCAUCAGUGGCUGGAGGUGGAGCAGUUUUCAAAAAGCCUUCAGCAGUGGCAUGAAGAGGAUGUGAACAUUGAAGGUGAUCUGGUUCCAGCCAAAGUCCUUGUUGUCUUCCGGGAGCUGGUGGAGAAGUCGAUUGUCUCCUGUAACCUUUCCAGUAAAGUGGCAGUUCUGGAGAGCUUCAGCUCAGUGGUCCGGGUGGCUGUGGAGACAUCAGAAUCCCAGGUAGAGGUAGAGCUGGUCCCUGCUGUGGAGAUUCCAACUUGCUGGCCUGAGAAAGCCCGGUGGCCUCGUUGCCUUAAGCGUUGGCCUUCUCAGGAAAAAGUGCAAUGCAUCAAGUCGCUGGGUUUUGACCUCCUGGCCCGCUCUAAUUAUCACUGGCAGCUGUGCUUCUCCCGUGCUGAGCACAUCCUCAUGGAGGGACUUGAUGAAGAUGGUGGUUGUCGCAUGAAGUGCUUCAGGGUCAUGAGGCAGAUGAAGGAAGAUGUCUGGUGUGCUGGAAAUAAGCCUGUCAUCACAGCUUAUCACCUUCAGACAGUGCUAUUCUGGACGUGUGAAAAAUACCCACGCACCAAAGAUUGGCGCUGCUUCCCUGAAGCUUUUCUGAGGCUGGUACAGAAGCUGCACAAGUGUGUAAGCCAGCACUUCCUCAAGCAUUACUUUCUCAAGAACACCAAUCUGCUCAAAUAUGCCAACACCAGUGACCUGGACCUGGUGGCCAGCAAGCUCGCAGACUUCUUGGAGAAACCUGUUUUCUGCCUGGACUAAGGCAGGCAAAGGUCUUGCCCCAACCCCGAGUUGAUCCCCCAGCUUCUCUCCCCACCUGUGGUUGCUGUCUGUGUCCUUCCAGUAGAUGUUGCAGCUGGCUGUGUGAGACAGUUGGCACAUAUAGUGCGAAAGAUAAGUGUCGAGCUGGCAGCAGUGGGCGGUGAAAACUGAUAGGAGGCAUCACUUGAUGCCCGGCUGAUCUAAUUUGCUUUCAACAGUGACAGGCUGCCUGGAAGCUACAGCUAGUGAAAUGCAACUUUGUGUCAGUCAGAGCAGGCAACUGCCUUGUUCUGUGUCUCCAGUCUUGUGGCACCUAAGCUGAAAGACAGCGCAAAGGAGUUUCACUCUGCUGCCUCUGUAACCUAGCACAUGUAUUGCUGCUGCAGUUGCCUUUCUCACAAGGAUGUUAUCCCUACAAUAUCCUCAAAAGUAUCUUCAGACCUCUCCCUGGCUUGGGAAGACAUGAAUCAAACUCACAUCAGCCCAUCUUGAGAACCUGCAUGAACCAGGUAAAACUUCAGCUGGAUUUAGCAGGAUUUUUAAGCCUUCUUCCAUGGGCAGUGAAGAUGUCCCCUACUGCUGCUGUACCUGAGAGCACUGGCAGCUGCAGGCAUUCCUGUCUAGAUACUUAGCUGUGGCUGCACUGGCCAUGGCUGCAGCAAAUGCUCUCCUCCUAGCUGCAGUGGCCAGAGAGAUCAUCCAGCCUGGCCAGAAGAAGCAUCACCACAUCAGCAGAGCCAUGGCCAAACAGAUGCUGGAGCGUGAGGUGUAUCUGCACCAGGAGUUGAUUAACUUGCUGCAGGAGAUUGAGAGGAACAAGAAUGCAGAGGAAACCUGGCUCUUUUCUGGAUGGCUGUUUUGGACUGCUGCAGUUGCCUUGGUCCUGCUUGCUGUCAUCUGCUGGCUGGCCAGGCGAAGAAGAAAGCGUCAGGUGUCUCCUCAAUCACUUAGAGUCUUCUGUCCUGAUCUCCCAGAAGACAUUGCUGAGAUUGAAAUUGGAUUAAGUGUUAAUGACCACAAUCGCACAAGGCGCAACAACUUGACCUUGGAUUUGCCCAAUUCUUAAGUCUGCCCAGGUUGUCUGGAUGGCAUCCCUUGCUUCCAUUGUGUCAAUUGCUUCAUUAGGGUUUCUUUGGUUCCAUAUAGUACUAAAAGAGUCAUAUUAAAAUUUGGGAAAGCAAGCACUGCUGUGUUGGUUUUGGCCCUGUAUUCAAAGCAGGACUUGUGUUGGUAACUUCUGCUGCAGUAGUUUUCCAUUGAGGCUGGGUAUUUUCCAGAAAGUGAGACAGAAAUGUUGACAGCUUCCAGGACCCCCCCUAGUCAUCAGCUGGUACAGCUGACUCAUCCUGUGCCUGCCUCUGUGCUCUUCCUGUCUCCCUACCCUUGCAUCUCCCUGCACAUGUGUACACUGCUAGCACUGCUGGUGCUCCAGGGUGGCUGUGACCACUUGUGUGGCUUGUGCCAUGCAAGAAGCAAGAGCCAACCUGUUCCAUCCCUCCUCCCAGCUAUAUCUCCAGAAACCUUGCCAGUCCCUCCUCUUCUAGGUUUCCACCUGACCUUUCUGCUUCUUGUAAUUUGGUCUAUCAGGGUCCUCUGCACUCUUCAAAGCCCACAGUUCCCCUGCACUUUGCAAACUCUUUUGGAAAGUCUCAACAUGCCCUUGCUGCAGCAUCCUCUCUCCCUGCACCACUACACCUGUGGGCACAGCACAGAAGCUCCUCAUGCAGAUGGCAGUUCUUCUGGUGUGUGGUGGCCAAAAUGUAGGGGUCUAAUUUUUAAGCAAGGCUCUGAGCAGGUAUUUCCAAACUAUGUCAUGCAGGGUCAGCUGCCCUUUCUCUGAGGGAGGGAUGUAAUGUUACUCCUAUUUUGAGCAGCCUUAGUUGCACAAUCUGCAUUUUUCUGAAAUUGAAGGAUUUUUGCCUUGAGUCUGCCUUUUCCAACUGCUAUGCAGCCCUCCCCUUUUGCCUGAACUCUUAACAUGCAUCUGUGCCCCCUAUCCUUGACCCCCAAUAGCCCAAGAGGCAGCUUCCUUGGUUCAUACUCAUCCUUUCUUAUCUUGGAGGAUGAAGGAGAGCUUCUCUUCCACCUUCAGCUUGGUGGCAUGCAGGUACUUGGUCAUUCUCAUAGUGAGCAGGCUUAUCUGAGGAUCUUUUCCAUGAGAGCAAUGCAAAGGCAAUGAGAAGCUGGGUUGUCCCCUAGGCGUUUUCUAAUAGCCUUUUCACUCCCCCCACUUCCCCUGUCCCUCCUCCUCUUCCCUGUCCAUUGUCUUGGCUCUCAGCCAGUGUAAUUCCAGCCAACUUGGGUGCACGGGACUUGGAUGCACGUGCUUGUCCUGUUUACCAGGAUAAAAAGGGCCAGUGGAGGGAGAUGCAAGCUGAGACGCAGGCAGGCGCUGGAAGGCAGGCACAGGGAGGGGCACACAAGCGUAACUGAGCAGAAAAACACAGAUGGAUGUGGAUGUGCAGGCAGCCCCAGGCAACCUGAGACUUUACUGAGAGCAAGAUACGCAGACAGAGGUGCAUGUGCACUGGCACAAGCCAAGGAGGAGAUGGAUAAGCAGACGAGCAGAUAACUACAAGGCAAGUAAUGAAGGACCAGGACAGGAGGAGUUGCAGAGGCCUGUGGUGAAGGGAAACAGCAGGAGCUUCUGUGCAGGGCACAGGAGAAGGGGUGAGCAGAUGGAUGAGUUUGGCCUGCUCUCUUCUCUCUCCUCUCUGACUGGAUCCAGAUCAUAGACAGCAGUUGCCUUCAGUGCUGGGACCCCACCUGGAGCAGUUGCCCUCAUUUAUAGAGUUUCCUGUCUCACAGACUUGUAGGGAAAAUUACAGUGAAGGAAGUUUCUUGAAUGUUGAAUGCACAAGGCCAAACCCAACAGCCCAGAAAUGUGGGCUCAUUAAUACUACCAUGCAUAAUGAACAGAGAAAGUAAAAUCCUUUCUUAGUCAAGAAAUUUUGAGACUGUUUCCUGGCUGGAAUAUGAGCUUGGCAGCUCCAGCCUCUUGCUAUAGACUUGACAUGAAUAAUCCUUUUUCUCUUGCCUCCUUGAUCUCCCUGACCUGUAUCCCCUCCCUCCACCAAGGAGAACAAAAAAGUCCCAGAUUCCAACAAGACUUGCAGUCUCCUUGCAGCAGGAGCUCCAGACCAUGUGAGAGGUGAAAGGGGGGCUGCCCAGAGGUGUCCUGCCCAGAGCCUGCCUCACCUCCUCCUUCCUCCUCUUGCUGCUCACUUGCUCUUGCUGCUUCUCUUGCUUCCCUGUGCAGAUGGGAAACAAAAUCCCUGUCACUCACUCUGAGCCACCAGUCUGUUGCAGGUCACUUCCUGAAGACAAUGGCUUUAUUCCUUGGACCACUGGAUGGCUUUUGGCAUGGGAGCUAAAUCAGUGAAUGGAAAUCUCCUCCCUGCAAGCUGCAGUGACAUCCUGCUAUUGUUGGCACCCCUUGGCAGGUUUGUUCAGCUGCUUUGUACCAGUUGACAUCUCCGGGCUUUCAUCAGUGCGUCAGCAUCACCCAUCACAUGGGCUUCCUGACCUAGUGCCCAAGGAAAGCCCUCUUCUCCUGUUUACAGUCAGGAUGCAAAAGUGAAGGAAGCUGAAAUGCUACUCAGGAAUCCACUCCAGGCUUUAAUCACCGCUGUCACUGCUAGAAGACGUGGGGAAUGUUGAAAAAUAAUAACCAUGCUGUGUAAUAGGAUGCAGAUGUUCCGGUUGUGAUCUGUGCAGACACUGUGACCUCUUGGCUACUGGAAGACAAGCCCUAAUCAAAACUGAAAAAAAAAAUUUCCUGCAGGCUUCCAAGAAAUCUGGAAGACCUCUGUGUGUGAUCAGUAAAUGUAUAAUGGCUCUGAACCCAACUUUGGUUAGGCUAGGACAGAUCUCUCUGUUGACAGCACAAGAGAGCAGUAUAGGGCACAUAGGGUUAUCUGUGUCUGGAGCUGGUUUGGAAAGGCCCUUGCCAGACAGGAAAAUUAAAAUGAUGAGUGUCUUGUAAGCUGUAGGCUAUUAAGGUACAUACACACAUGUAUGCAUACAAUAUGCAUGCACUCAUACCUCCCUGGGGAGGACUGUGAGCUGAUGAAGUCCUUUCCUUUCUGUUCCUGGCUGGCCUUGUUUGGCCCAUGCUGCUCUUUCCCACACAGGAAGUUGUGGACACCAUUGAAGCCUCAGAAUGAAAAUUGCAAGGCUCGGAACCUUUUUCUCUUUUUCAUGCUAGGGAAGCCUUUCCCCGGCUGAGACAGUUUUCUCAGUUCCAGCCUGAGCCUUUCCCAGGAUGAUAACAUUUGGGAAAAACAGAAAGGAAUUAAUAACAAGAUUAACACCUAGGCUUCACUGAAAAACAGUUCUCACGGUCUGUGAGAAAGUUUUGUUUUCUUCUAUUGUCCAAUGGGCUGCUGUCCUGUUUGUAGUUUGUGAACUACACUAUAAAUGUGGUUCGGUCAUUUAAUAAACCCCUUCUUUAGCCAUCAAGCUGGAGAAGUCUUUGUCGUUAUUAUACGCAACUCCUAGCGCGAUAGCGGCAGGAACUGGCUGUCUGGGAGUUGCCAGGGUAGUUUUGGGAAGAGCAGAGCAAGA
Molecule: messenger RNA, 5806 nt
Organism: Oenanthe melanoleuca
Lineage: Eukaryota; Metazoa; Chordata; Aves; Passeriformes; Muscicapidae
Gene: MAB21L3
Product: mab-21 like 3
Exons: 10
Coding region: 149-1240 (363 amino acids)
Source: RefSeq, a predicted model, not a curated record